AAUCCUACAAUAAUCAUCUUAACUUUUCCAUUACCUCCACUGAAUAUUCAAACGAAUGAAGAACAAAUAACAAAAAAAAAAAAACCAAAUGGAUAAAUGGAUAAAUACCGCAUAAAAGUGCGAAGCAAGAGUCGACCUAAUAAUCAACGAUUAAGCAAACAUCAACGACGAUGAUCGAAUCGGGAUCCAAACAAGUUCCAACGAGCGUCGGGACGCCCGUCACGCUUCAAGGUGUAGGUAUAACACAAUCAAAGCAUUUAGACCGACCUUCUGGCUUGAGAAGAGUAGCUUCUGCAGAGGGUUCCAAGUUGGUGAGGGUAGCGGUUACUUGAAUGGCGGCGGCGAGUCAGUUUGUCUAGAGACUGCACGCGGUGCGUUAGGUUCUUCUAGGUGUCGGUGAAUCUCACUCUGUAUUUGUCACAGAUAUUCGCUCUCACGUUUUUCCUAUACGUUCGCGUGUAUGGAAAGUGUCGAAUGGGGUUUCCGUGAUUCGUCCAAGUUUAAUACGACGUUUGUACGUGUACAGCCGACGUUUGACGAUGUAUGCUUCGGUCGUCGGUUUGUGAGGAUUGUGGUUCUAAAAGUGGAUCGACAAUCGAGGAUGUUUUGAUUUCAAUAUUUAUAUUUCAAGAUAUAUCAACUUCUUUGAUAAUCAGAUGUGGAUGUUUAUCGAAUCUUGAAGAGAUAUAGCUCGUGCAAUGAUGUCAUACGAAUUUCCUCAUCCAGUUUCAAAGACGUACCGGUAUAAAAAAAUAACGAAGCCAUUGUUGGAAAGAAAACGACGUGCGCGCAUAAAUAAAUGUCUCGACGAGUUGAAAAAUCUUAUGAUAGAUGCGUUAGAGACGGAAGGGGAGGACAUAAGCAAGCUGGAGAAAGCGGACAUUCUGGAGUUGACCGUGCGCCAUUUACAAAGGCUGCAGAGCUCACGAUCCUCCACCGGGUUGCCGGACACCGCGACGAAGAACGACGAGGUCUCGGCCGAAAAUCGGUGGUUAUCCGGUUUCGGCCAUUGCGCAGCUGAGGCGUACAGAUUUCUCUCGGCUGUUCCAGGUGAAGGCGCGGAAAGGUUAGCGAGGCAUCUCGCAGCUGGCCUUCAAAAGAGCCGGCAAACGAACUCGACGCUGAAAACAAACGUGCUGACCCAAACUUUGGCAAGUUUGGAUCUUACUGCUGAUUUACUGGCCUCGUCGAUUCCCAUCGAUAACGUUCAAGUAGCAUCUUCCAAUCAAAAUGCGGCCACUUAUCGUGGAAGAAUUUCUGAUUCCGCAAUUACGUUUAACAUUCAAUCCGGAUGUAACAGCGGGACGACCUUAGAAAAUGGGGAAAAGUUAGAAAGAGGUUGCAUUUCCGAAAUGGCGAAAGACUCGAAGGAGGGGCAAACAGCGGAGAAAGUUAAAACUGAGAUCAAAGUUGAGGACGAAGAGGAAAUCGAUGUGGAACGCGUUGAUGAAGUUGAUCCUAUGUGGCGGCCUUGGUAAUUUUUAAAAUUCUAUUCUUAAACGUUUUAUUAUGGAGUGGAAUAUUUCAAAGUAAUCCAUUUUUGUUUCAAAAAUUUUUCUGAAAAAUUUUAUUGUUGAAUCUGUUCGAAAAGAAUUUUAUUCUUGCUUUUUUGAACUCUUUUUAUGGCUAUAUAUUAAAGAAGAGAUGUAUUUGUGAUUCUAUAACGAAGCAGAGACAAGUUUUGUGGACAAGUGUAACAAACAAUUUAGCUUGAUCACGAAGGAUAUGAAAAAUAUUUUUGCUCAUAAAAGAUUAAACGGUCAAAAUGUAUUAUU
Messenger RNA from Apis florea (little honeybee), 1775 nucleotides. RefSeq lists its product as uncharacterized. The record is from RefSeq and is a predicted model, not a curated record. Gene Ontology annotation, biological process: regulation of DNA-templated transcription. Gene Ontology annotation, molecular function: protein dimerization activity; DNA binding. Lineage: Eukaryota; Metazoa; Arthropoda; Insecta; Hymenoptera; Apidae.